Cryptotermes secundus is the source of this 537-nucleotide messenger RNA. RefSeq names its product ATP synthase-coupling factor 6, mitochondrial (gene ATPsynCF6). The record is from RefSeq and is a predicted model, not a curated record. Bases 105 to 428 code for a protein of 107 amino acids. Gene Ontology annotation, biological process: proton motive force-driven ATP synthesis. Lineage: Eukaryota; Metazoa; Arthropoda; Insecta; Blattodea; Kalotermitidae. The transcript has 4 exons. Gene Ontology annotation, molecular function: proton transmembrane transporter activity.
UAGAACAACUUGAAAAUGAAAGUAGGCAUCGUUUGUAGAAUGUAUUUCCAACUUCCUUCCGCCAUAUUGGAUUCAGCAGCUGAUUGGAAGAGAACAGAGCAAGGAUGCUGGUUUCUCACCUUUGUGCAAAUGGGAAGCAGGUUCAUGUAAUCCUGAGGCGCAAUAUUGGAGUAUGUGCUCCAGUCUUACAAAAAGCAACAGACCCAAUUCAGCAACUCUUUGUUGAUAAGGUCCGCGAGUAUGCCAAAAAAAGCAGUGCCGCAGGAGGAAAGCUUGUUGAGCCAACACCUGAAAUUGAACGAGAGUUGGCUACAGAAUUAGAAAAGGUAGCAAAACAAUACGGUGGAGGCGAAGGUGUUGACAUGACACAGUUCCCAGCAUUUAAGUUUAAAGAACCAGAGGUUGAUCCUAUUAAUCUGGAAAAGUAAUUAAAACAAGUGUAUAUGUGUUAUUUGCCAAAGUAGUUGUUGCUUUGCUUCUUUAUGUAUAAAGAAAAGUUAAUUUAUAAUAAAAUGUAAUAUCUGCACGAACAGUUUA